UGCUGGCAUGUGGGCAUGCCCUGCUGUGGUGGUGGGUGGCUCCUCCAUCACGACAGGCCCGGGGUGUGUCCUGCAUGGGAGCGGGUGGGGCUCUGAGGACCAGGAAGCUCCAGGGCUAGGCCGUGACUGGGUGCCACACAAGACGCGCAGGUUGGGGUGGACGCGGCUGCUCUGGCCCCUUUCGUCCUCCUUCCUUGACCCAAGUGACCAGAAGCCGCGCACAGGUCUGGUCCGCAGCGCCAGGGGCGGAAGGAAGGGGCCAAGGAGCGCUGGACGGGGCCUCUGCCGGGAGGGGAACAGGAUAGAAGGUGGUGUGCCAACCCCUGGCUCGGACCGUCUCUUCUACCAUGAGGUGGAGUCGCCAUCUGCCCUGGGCCUUUUGGGGGCCUGGCCUGGCAAGAGCACCCCAGCCAGCAAGGCCUUUACCCAUCACUAUGGAAGUUCAGUGGGCAGUGUUCCCCCGUCAGGGAGGCAUGGACCGGCGUUACGGAGCAUCUCUGCUGCUGAGGCCAUCCAGCAGCACCGCCGGAACCUGGCUGAGUGGUUCAGCCGGCUGCCCCGGGAAGAGCGCCAGUUCGGCCCGACCUUUGCACUAGACACGGUGCAUGUGGACCCCGUGGUCCGUGAGAGUGCCCCCGAUGAGCUGCUUCGCCCGCCUUCGGAGCUUCGUUCCCCUUCGCGGCCACCCCCGGCCACGCGCCCCCCCCUGGCCCUGUCUCAGCUCUUUGACCCGGACGCCUGUGGGUGCCAGGUGCAGACGGUGGUCCUGUAUGGCACCGUGGGCACCGGCAAGAGCACACUGGUGCGCAAGAUGGUGCUGGACUGGUGCUACGGGCGGCUGCCAGCCUUCGAGCUGCUCAUUCCCUUCUCCUGUGAGGACCUGUCGUCCCUGGGCCUGGCCCCGGCCUCCUUGUGCCAGCUGGUGGCCCGGCGCUACACGGCCCUGAAGGAGGUUCUGCCCCUGAUGGCCGCAGCGGGCUCUCGCCUGCUGUUUGUGCUGCAUGGCUUGGAGCGGCUCAACCUGGACUUCCGGCUGGCAGGCACGGGGCUCUGCAGUGACCCCCAGGAGCCAGCGGCGCCGGCUGCCAUCCUCGUCAACCUGCUGCGCAAAUACAUGCUGCCCGAGGCCAGCAUCCUGGUGACCACCCGGCCCUCCGCCGUGGGCCGCAUCCCCAGCAAGUACGUGGGCCGCUACGGCGAGAUCUGCGGCUUCUCCGACACCAACCUGCAGAAGCUCUACUUCCAGCUGCGCCUCCACCAGCCGGACUGCGGGCCCGGCGCCGGGGGUGCGGACGUCCCGGCCACGGCGGCGCAGCGGGACAGCCUAGUGGAGAUGCUGUCCCGGAACCUGGAGGGCCACCACCAGAUCACGGCCGCCUGCUUCCUGCCCUCCUACUGCUGGCUGGUGUGCGCCACCCUGCACUUCCUGCACGCGCCCACCCCGGCCGGCCAGACCCUCACCGGCAUCUACACCAGCUUCCUGCGCCUCAACUUCAGUGGGGAGGUGCUGGCCAGCGGCGACCCCGCGCAGCUGUCGCUGAUGGCCUACGCCGCCCGGACCAUGGGCAAGCUGGCCUACGAGGGGGUGUCCUCCCGCCAGACCCGCUUCUCCGAGGAGGACGUGCGCGGCUGCCUGGAGGCGGGCGUCCGCACGGAGGAGGAGUUCCAGCUGCUGCACAUCUUCCGCGGGGACGCCCUGCGCUUCUUCCUGGCCCCGUGCGUGGAGCCGGGGCACCCCGGCACCUUCGUGUUCACUGUGCCGGCCAUGCAGGAGUACCUGGCCGCCCUCUACAUUGUGCUGGGCUUGCGCAAGACCACGCUGCAGCGGGUGGGCAAGGACGUGGCCGAGCUGGCAGGCCGCGUCGGGGAGGACGUCAGCCUGGUCCUGGGCAUCGUGGCCAAGCUGCUGCCGCUGCGGAUCCUGCCCGUGCUCUUUAACCUGCUGAAGGUGGUCCCACGCGUGUUCGGGCGAGUGGUGGGGAAGAACCGCGAGGCGGUGGCCCGGGCCAUGGUGCUGGAGAUGUUCCGAGAGGAGGAUUACAACAACGAUGACGUCCUGGACCAGAUGGGCGCCAGCAUCCUGGGCAUGGAGGGCCCCCGGCGCCACCCCGACGAGGCCCCCGAGGAUGAGGUCUUCGAGCUCUUCCCCAUGUUCAUGGGGGGGCUGCUCUCUGCCCAGAACCGGGCCAUGCUGGCCCAGCUCGGCUGCCCCAUCAAGAACCUGGACGCCCUGGAGAACGCCCAGGCCAUCAAGAAGAAGCUGGGCAAGCUGGGCCGGCGGGCGCUGCCCCCCUCAGAGCUCCUGGACCAGCUCUUCUUCCACUACGAGUUCCAGAACCAGCGCUUCUCUGCCGAGGUGCUCGGCUCCCUGCGCCGGCUCGACCUGGCGGGCGUGCGCAUGACACCCCUCAAGUGCACGGUGGUGGCAGCUGUCCUGGGCAGUGGCAGGCAUGCCCUGGACGAGGUGAACUUGGCCUCUUGCCAGCUGGACCCCGCUGGGCUGCGCACGCUCAUGCCCGUCCUCUUGCGCGCCCGGAAGCUGGGCUUGCAGCUCAACAGCCUGGGCCCGGAGGCCUGCAGGGACCUCCGAGAGAUGCUGCUGCACGACCAGUGCCAAGUCACCACCCUGCGGCUGUCCAACAACCCGCUGACGGCUGCAGGGGUGGCCUCGCUGGUGGAGGGCCUGGCGGGAAACACCUCCCUGACACACCUGUCCCUGCUGCACACGGGCCUCGGGGACGAGGGCCUGGAGCUGCUGGCUGCCCAGCUGCAGCACAACCAGCGGCUGCAGGAGCUGAACGUGGCCUACAAUGGCGCCGGUGACACCGCGGCCCUGGCUGUGGCCAAGGCGGCCUGGGAGCACCCCUCCCUGCAGCUGCUGCACCUCUACUUCAACGAGCUCAGCUCCGAGGGCCGCCAGUUGCUGCGGGACUUGGGGGACGCGGCGGAGGGCCGUGCCCGGGUGGUGGUGUCGCUGACAGAGGGCACGGCAGUGUCGCGGUACUGGUCGGUGAUCCUCAGUGAAGUCCAGCGGAACCUCCACAACUGGGAUCGGGCCCGGGUCCGGCGCCAUCUCCAACUCUUGCUGCGGGACCUGGAAGAUAACCGAGGCGCCACCCUGAACCCGUGGCGCAAGGCCCAGCUGCUGCACGUGGAGGGCGAGGUCACGGCGCUCCUGGAGCGGCUGGGGGGCCCUGGCAGCUGAGA
Messenger RNA from Myotis daubentonii (Daubenton's bat), 3207 nucleotides. RefSeq names its product NLR family member X1 (gene NLRX1). NCBI's taxonomy places the organism in Eukaryota, Metazoa, Chordata, Mammalia, Chiroptera, Vespertilionidae. Gene Ontology annotation, molecular function: protein binding. The record is from RefSeq and is a predicted model, not a curated record.